AUAACACGCAGCUGGCCAGUCAGUCUAGUGCUAUGCGCGAGCGUCCGUGCGACUAGCAAAACAGUCAGAGGGAGGGGAGUCAGAUUCCAGUAGCUACAUUAUGCAAACCAACGGCAACAAGAACAACAAAGGGGUUGAAUACACACGCAAAUAUGGAAUAGCAGCAUAGCCUGACAGAAGAAUAGACAUUAGGCAGCCGAAGGCGACCGUCCACGACAAGAUUCUGGCGAACCGCAUCAGCCUCAGACAUUUGAGCUUCGCUAUGCUGCACUUCUGUAGUUGGACAGGUUGAACAGCACCAUCAGGUUGAAGCUCCAGGUGGAAUCUCACUCUGAGCCGAGAGAUGGGGAACACGGCUGCCAAGUUCCGCAAGGCUCUGAUCAACGGUGACGAGUGCCUGGCCUAUCAACUGUACGAGGGGAACCCUCAAUUUAAGGAGGCCCUGGACCCCAACACAUCGUACGGAGAACCCUACCAACACAAUACUCCUCUGCACUACGCAUCCAGGCACGCGAUGACACGACUCAUCAGGUCGUUUCUCUUCAGCAAGGACGGAAACCCCAACAAGCGCAACGUGCACAACGAGACGGCCCUCCACCUCCUCUGCAUGGGGCCCCAGAUCCUGACAUCUGAGGGGACCCUGCAGCCGCGGCUGUGCCGGCCCGAGCUGGACGAGGCGAAGAGAGCCGAGUGUCUCCAGGUCAUCCUGAAGUGGACCGGGGCCAAGCUGGACCGGGGCGAGUACGAGAGCGCCGACGUCAACGCCGCCGACAACAAGAAGAACACGUCGCUGCACUAUGCCGCCGCCUCGGGGAUGAGGACAUGCGUGGAGAUUCUGGUGAAGAAGAACGCCGACCUGUUCGCGGAGAACGAGGACCGCGAGACGCCUUGCGACUGUGCGGAGAAGCAGCAGCACAAGGACCUGGCCCUCAGCCUGGAAUCCCAGAUGGUGUUCAGCCGGGCCCCAGAAACCGAGGGCAUCGAGGCGGAGUACGCCGCCCUGGACCGCAGAGAGCUGUACGAGGGUCUAAGGCCUCAGGAGUUACGUCGUCUGAAGGACAUGCUGAUAGUUGAGACGGCAGACAUGCUCCAGGUCCCCCUCUUCACAGGCGAGGCCCUGCUCCGAGCGCACGACUGGGACAGGGAGAAGCUGUUGGAGGCCUGGAUGUCUAAUGCCGAGGAGUGCUGCCAGCGGUCCGGGGUUCACAAGCCCAGUGCCCCCCCCAGCGGGUAUAAUGCCUGGGAUACACUGCCCUCGCCACGUACCCCCAGGACCACUCGAUCCUCCGUCACCUCCCCAGAUGACAUCAGCCUUACUCCCGGCGAUGAAGACAGACCACUGUGUGGUAUCUGCAUAUGCCCGAUCUCCAUCUUUGAGGAGCCUGUCGACGUGUCGUGUGGUCAUGAAUUCUGCCGAGCCUGCUGGGAGGGGUUUCUGAAUCUGAAGAUUCAGGAGGGGGAUGCCCACAAUAUCUUCUGCCCAGCCUACGACUGCUUCCAGCUGGUUCCUGUGGAGGUCAUAGAGAGUGUUGUUUCCAGGGAGAUGGACAAGAGAUACCUGCAGUUUGACAUCAAGGCCUUUGUGGAGAACAACCCGGCCAUUCGCUGGUGUCCCCGGGCGGGAUGCGAGCGGGCCGUCCGCCUGUCGUCUCAGGGUCCUGGGAGCAGCUCCUCUGACCCCUUCAGCUUGCCCCUACUGAGAGCCCCUGCUGUGGACUGUGGAAAGGGACAUCUCUUCUGCUGGGAGUGCCAGGGAGAAGCCCAUGAACCAUGUGACUGUGAUACAUGGAAGAUGUGGCUCGCCAAAGUCACUGAGAUGAGACCCCAAGAAUUGGCUGGCGUGAGCGAAGCUUAUGAAGACGCAGCCAACUGCUUGUGGCUGCUUACUAACGCCAAGCCCUGCGCCAACUGCAAGUCCCCGAUUCAGAAGAACGAAGGCUGCAACCACAUGCAAUGUGCCAAGUGCAAGUACGACUUCUGCUGGAUCUGCCUGGAGGAAUGGAAGAAACACAGCUCAUCCACCGGGGGCUACUACCGCUGUACCAGAUAUGAGGUCAUCAACCAGGUGGAGGAACAGACCAAAGACAUGACUGUGGAGGCCGAGAAAAGGCACGAGAGCUUCCAGGAGCUGGACCGCUUUAUGCACUACUACACGCGCUUCAAGAACCACGAACACAGUUACCAGCUGGAACAGCGCCUGCUGAAGACGGCCAAGGAGAAGAUGGAACAGCUGAGCAGGGCUCUGCGUGGCGGAGAGGCAGGUCCACCUGACACUACAUUUAUUGAAGAUGCAGUUCUUGAGCUUCUGAAGACGCGACGCAUUCUCAAGUGCUCUUACCCCUACGGUUUCUUCCUGGAGCCCAAAAGCACUAAGAAAGAAAUCUUUGAACUCAUGCAGACUGACUUGGAGAUGGUGACAGAGGACCUAGCCCAGAAAGUGAACCGGCCUUACCUCCGAACACCACGCCAUAAGAUCAUCCGAGCAGCCUGCCUUGUGCAACAGAAGAGACAGGAGUUCCUGGCAUCCGUGGCCCGGGGUGUGGCUCCAAACGACUCCCCAGAGGCCCCCAGACGCAGUUUUGGCGGUGGAACGUGGGACUGGGAGUAUCUGGGCUUUGCGUCUCCUGAGGAGUAUGCAGAGUUCCAGUACCGGAGAAGACAUCGCGAACGACAGCAGAGGAGACAGCGAGGAGACCUGUCUAGUCUGCGCAGUAACACCACCGACCCAGAUGACCCCGGCGACAGCCCGUUAGACGUACAAGAAAUUGAAAAUGGUCGAAGACCAGGUCCCUCGGUGAGCAUGGGCUUGUUGGAUGAAGAUGAUCCGAACAUCCUCUUGGCUAUCCAGUUGUCACUACAAGACUCCGGGCCGGCGAUGGGCGAGGACACAGAGUUCCUGGCCAACGAGGCUUCCCUUGGGGCCAUCGGUACCUCCCUCCCCUCCCGACUGGACGUGGGCCCCCAGAGUGUAGAGUUGGGGCCGCGGGGGGCCCUGAGCAGCUCUGAGCUGGUGGAGCCGGGGACUUACAGUGGUCAGAGCCACUGCGGCGCUCCAGGGUCCCAGGGCCCCCGUCACCUCCACCGGCAGUGCUACAACCACGACAACCUCCGCUCCUUCGGGGAGGCCCCUGCAGGCGGCGCUCAGUUCUCCCCCGACGGCACGGAACCCGCCUCCGUGUGUCCGGAACCCGUGAGCCCUAAUGCCAAUCUGCUGGGCAACAUCAUGGCCUGGUUUCACGACAUGAACCCCCAGGGCUUCGCACUCGCCCCCUCCUCCAACACCACCUCCUCGGAUACGGACCUUGACGCCGACGCGGUUGACCGGACGGCAGCUGGGGAGGCGCAGACCCCAGUUGCCCCCCCACAGCCCCAUGCAGAACCUCGGGAUAUUGGGGGCGAGGAGGGGGGUGGUGGGCCCCUGAAUCCCCCGGGCGUGGAGGCUCAGGAGAGGCCGAACCAGCUGGACCUUGUUGUGGGACUGGAGGCUGGGACCCCGCCUUACAUGUUGACCGCCUCAGAGUUGGGCAGCAGGCAGGGGGAGGGCCUGUGUGGCUUUAACAGUGGGAGUCGUACCGUUCACGUGGACACACCCAUGUGUGACUCUGUGACCUCUGACCUGUUACCCAGCUCCAGCUCCUCGGAGUGGGAGGAGCAAAUACACCUGGUCUGAUCGGUGGAAACAUCUGAGUGGCUGGAGCAAGUCCUCCAGCUAUUGCUCUGAUUGGAGUCUGAUCGACUCUUUUUGGAAGGUGCAUCUUAUUGAAGGAGAAGACCUCCCCUAAUGCGAAGGAAUACGGACACCUUGUGGAGGAUAGAACCACUUUGAUGUGCGUGGUAAAACCAGAGCAGAGUGAGGUAGGUAGAGACAGAAGCGGACAUUAGCAGAUAACCAGUGACCGUGUUGAGGGCAGUAGACCUCACGUCAUGUCAUGAGUGGAGUGUGUUUAAUUUUUCCAGUGUUUAAAGAUGUACAUCGUACACUUGAAAACUGAGGUGCCGCGUAUUAGCGUGUGAUGUUCCUGGGUCAACGUAUAUGGAUAGUUCAACAGAGGCACGGGGUUGAUGGUUUCAUUCCUACAAAUCUAGCACUAUUUCAUAGUGACCGCAGAGGUUUGAAUGGGUGUUGGUAUUCUGAACAAGGAUAUUUGUUUAUACAAUUCUGACAAGUUGCUUCUCAGAUCUGGUCUAGAUUAGAGUGUGAGGUGUUACAAAACAUAGUGCAUUAUUACAGGUUAUACAUUUGCAGGACUUUUAGAUUUUUUUUUGGGGGGGGGGGUGGGGGUUUGGAUCCUGUUUUUUGAUAUUGAUAAUAUACUUUUCCACUGGAGUAACAGCCUACUGUAUUGUCAGGAUUGGGUUCUAAGCGAAAUGUAAUCAGCUGUACCUGGAGAACAGUGCCGUUCUGUGCCGUGUGUUGUCAUUUUGUUAUGGUCCCUGUCUAACAAUGUACAGUCUGAUGAAAAGAACCUGUGCUCAGUCUGAUCCAUAUCUGCCUAAUGUGUUGGUAAGUUGAUAGGUGCCAAAUGCUGGCUAGCAAAAGCACAGUUUGUUAUCACUAAGUGGACUCCAAGUGAACUGUGCCUGCUUGUUUAGAUCUGUCGGAGCUAAGACGAUUUUAGCCUGCGAAUCUAUGAAACCGCCUCUAACAGAUUAUUUUUGAUAGAUUCUAUUUCCACAUAAAGGAUUCAAUAGCGAAGAGAGACAAAUUGCAAUCAAAUUUUGUGACUUAUUGUACAUACCUAAUCACUAAUAAUAAUGUCACUGGUAAUAAAAAAAAAAACCAGCGUAACGUUUUCUAGGGGAACUGCUGUGGGGUAGUUUUCCUGUGUACUGAGCCUAUUGUCCUGUCUUCUUCUGGACUAAAACACACUUUCAGUGGAGGCUGGUUUUUCUUUGACCUUGUUUUUUUAGUCCUGGGCCUGAAUUCACAAAUCACCUCAGUGCUGAUCUGGGUCCAGUUUGGUAUUUUUUCAAUCGCAGUGAAUUAGCAAGGGGGAUUUGUAGAUCAGUGGUCCUACUCCAAUGCUUUGUGAAUACAGCCCCAGAGAUGAUCAGUGUCCAGGAAGCCUGCCCAUAAACCUAUAAACUAUAAAGUUUAAGCCUUGAUGGGACUCAGCAACUACAGUAGAGGGAUGCUGUGGGUCUAGGGUUGCAGAACUCCACUAACCUUCUCAGAAUUCUCUGGUUCACCAGGAAUAUGCAGGAAAUCCAGUAUCCUCCAAUUGGGAUUUCCGUGAAGCCUGAGAAAUUUGCAACCGAAGUGAGUCUUAGAAACGGUUCUCUACGCAAUUCAUUACAGUGCCUUUGUGUAUCUUAUAAUUGCCACAUUUUCCUGAGUGCUUACAGUAAAUGUGUAUCUACAAACUACGAAAACACAUUAUAGUAACUCCACUCAUAGAACUAACACACGUCCGAUCUUGAUACUUUUUAAAUACAUUUUUAAAUACUCUUGUAGCCUCCCUUUAGCGUGUUUCUGGAGCAUUUAUUUUUAAAUAACGCAAUUGUUAAGUAUAACACUGAUUUUACAUGAUUAUGUAUUUUUGUGGUUCACAGUUUGUAAUUGUUCCACAUCUCAUUUCCAAAACAUGGAAACUGUUGUACUUUUGUUUUUGUUGCUGGUGCAGGUUUGAGGUUGAAGUUGGUUGUUCAGAAGCAUCUAUGGUGCAAUAAGUAAAGUACAGGUUCAUGACGUGUUCACCUUGGAAAGACAUAUGUAGAGUGUUCUGGAACAGGAAACAAAAAAAUGCACAACACAAUAUUUAAAAGCUGAGAUAUUUAUUUGAAAAUUUAAAGUUUUAUGAUUGAAAACUGACCAAUAUAUGCUAAAUAACUCAUUUGAAGAAAACAAAAAGGAUUGAUUUAUUGUCGAUGAACUAUAUGUAUAAUAUUGAUAUUUCAAAGUGUCACUUCUGGAAAUCUUUAUCCAAGCCGGUGUGAUUGUAUUGAAGGUAAACUACUAAAACAACAGCAAAAUAAACGUAUCGCGUUUGAAUGUCUUGCAGACGUUAAGCUGUGAGUGCCGUUUGUGGAGCUAUUGUGAAUUUGUGGGACGUUAUUGUUGACUGGUUGAAUUGGUGAGUCCCUUGUGUAACACUAUGCUCUGCUUGAAAUAGGUGAAACAGAAAAUUGUUUAAAUUUACGUUUUCUGGCAUUUCGUUUAAAAUGCUAAGGCAAAUUUACUUAAAAUUGGCAAACCAUUUUUGUAACCCUUGUUUUGUAAAGCAACUAAUCUUUGGAAUGCUAAUUGCACUUUCAUAGUCCAUACUUGAUACAUUCCCUCUUUAUAUGAAAACAUAGUGUUGACUGAUGCGUGGCCAAUAAACUUUGAGUUGAGUUUUA
Molecule: messenger RNA, 6339 nt
Organism: Esox lucius (northern pike)
Lineage: Eukaryota; Metazoa; Chordata; Actinopteri; Esociformes; Esocidae
Product: ankyrin repeat and IBR domain-containing protein 1
Exons: 20
Coding region: 344-3670 (1108 amino acids)
Biological process (GO): ubiquitin-dependent protein catabolic process; protein polyubiquitination; positive regulation of proteasomal ubiquitin-dependent protein catabolic process
Cellular component (GO): cytoplasm; ubiquitin ligase complex
Molecular function (GO): ubiquitin conjugating enzyme binding; zinc ion binding; ubiquitin protein ligase activity
Source: RefSeq, a predicted model, not a curated record